This is a messenger RNA of Bombus terrestris (buff-tailed bumblebee), 2581 nucleotides long. Its product is annotated as COUP transcription factor 1-like. The record is from RefSeq and is a predicted model, not a curated record. Gene Ontology annotation, molecular function: zinc ion binding; RNA polymerase II cis-regulatory region sequence-specific DNA binding; nuclear receptor activity. Bases 770 to 1957 code for a protein of 395 amino acids. The transcript has 7 exons. Gene Ontology annotation, biological process: anatomical structure development; regulation of transcription by RNA polymerase II; cell differentiation. NCBI's taxonomy places the organism in Eukaryota, Metazoa, Arthropoda, Insecta, Hymenoptera, Apidae.
UCACCGAUGCAUUAUUGAGCCUGGGAACCCUACAGGUGGCCGGGCGUCCUGUUAGAACGAGAAAGACCGUGGCAGAGCCGAGCCGAGGCCCUCGACAAAGAGGGAACUCUCGCCGGCGAAAGGGACAUGGAGAACGAAGAGGUGGAGAACAGCCGUGAGCAACGCCCGGAAAGGGGUUGCAAAAGUCAACGGAAGCGUUAGGGAUAUUUUAGCUCGACGUCGGACUUUCCCCCCGACUUUCUGACUUUUGUACCGUUUCGUUUCUUCCUCGGAUUUUCUUCCUUAAGAGUCAUUAUCAGAGCUCGGACGUUUGCGUGCGUUUACGGAUAAUCUAUGACCGCUGGUCGAAAGAAUAAGAAACAUCGUGUAAAUAAUGGGACGAGACGUUAUCUGAGAUGUAAUAUCGGUGAACUUGAGAAGUGGAUAAGUCGCGAGCAUUGAGAGAAUCGAGCGACGUUCAACCGUCGUUCAACAUUUCAUUAGGUGUUGCAGUAUGCAAGGAGCCGUGACUAUAUAUUCUUUCGUUGAACGAGACAUCGCGGGGAGAGCAGCGAUGGUCGCAACGAAAAUCGGAAUGCAACGCUAGAAAGCAACGCUAUCGCUGUUAUUGACGACAAGAACCAACGAACAUCGUUGAAUUUUAGGAAAUAAAUUUAUAAUCGAAUAACGAGAAACAAAAGUGUAAUUGGCGAUAUCGGUUUCGAGGAACGUCUAACAGUUUAAAAUCUGGCAACCUAAUUGCAUUUUCACCACUAAGUUUCAGGAAAGCAUGGAGGAGAGUAGCCGGGGUGAGAGUUUGUGCAAAGUUUGCGGCGACAAAGCAUCCGGCAAGCAUUACGGAGUACCGAGUUGCGACGGAUGCCGUGGCUUCUUUAAGCGGUCGAUCCGCAGGUAUGCGAGAAACCUGGAUUACGUCUGCAAGGAGAACGGCCGCUGUAUCGUGGACGUUUCUCGUCGUAAUCAAUGCCAGGCAUGUCGGUUUACCAAGUGCCUUCAGGUCAACAUGAAACGAGAUGCGGUGCAGCACGAGAGAGCUCCACGAAAUACGUCGUCCCUGGUCGCAGCCGCGAGAAGAGGUCCGUCGGUAUUAUAUCCUGGAAUCCCACACGUUUACCACGCAGCGAGCAACCCUUACCAUCCCCUUUUGUAUCCUGCGCUAUUUCCCUUUAAGCCGACAAUGUCGGCUUUUACACCAUCGGUCGCACAUUUUCUGCCACGUUCACCGACAGAGCCAUUAACGGUGAACACAGCUAAAGAGGACGAGGUGACGAGUUCCGAGGAGGCGGGACCGAUCGAAUCGAGGAUCGAACCAAAGGAGGAACUCGCAAGCGCUCGACUAGCACCGUCUGUUACGAACUCUGGAGCAACAGAAUAUAUAUCUAGCUUCUCUAUUUUACCCACGGAGAACAUCUACGAAUUUGCGGCGAAAUUACUCUUCUUUGCUGUCAGAUGGGCGAGAAGCAUUCAUUCGUUCUUACAACUGCCCUACAGAGACCAAACUAUCCUACUGGAAGAAUCUUGGAGCGAACUUUUCGUGUUGACCGCCGCGCAAUGGAACUUUCCAGUCGACGAAUCCACUUUGGUACCGAACGAUUUAUCAUCCGAAAGAAAAGAAACGCUCGUCGACGAAGUAAGGAAGCUGCGAGAAUUAUUGGCAAAAUGUGCUCUUCUCAGGGUCGAUCAUUCGGAAUACGCCUGCUUGAAGGCCAUAGUUCUCUUCAAAGGAGAAUCGCGAGGACUAUGUGAACCAGGGCGAAUAACAGCGUUACAAGAACAAACGGUAGCUGUAUUUUGCGAGAGGGAUGCACGGAGGGUUGGACGACUUUUGUUGCUGUUACCGCCUGCACGCGCGCUUUGUCGAUCAAUCUUGCAAGAAUUGUUGUUCAAGCCGACGGUAGGGGAUGUCAGCGUGGAACGAUUAUUGGGCGAUAUGGUCAGUGCUCUCAGGCCCACAUAACGCCAAUUCGACUCGGUCGGUACGAUACUCUUGGGGCAAGCCACCAAUUUAUAUCAACAAUUGCUUCAAAGACAAUUGCAACUUUUUUGGAGGAACGAUCGUUUCCAAUGAUCCUAAGAUUUCGGCGUUUUAUUGUUCGCUAUUUCUUUUCAAAUCACAAGGAGACGAGGAGUAAUAGUACCGAUGCAUCGACCGUUCUCAUGUCGAUAAAGAAGGUUUUUCAUAGAAAUCGAAAGUCGGCGGAAUAAUUCGAAAAGUAUUAAACGUUUACGUAAAUCUAGUCAAUUCUUUCCUAUGCGUACUGUGUAAAUUACAAUGUGACACUGUUAAGUCUAACUGCGACCUGUACAUAUACGUAUUAGAAGUAAGUGUUCCAUAAUACAUUAGCGAAGUGAAACGUUGCUCUUUUAUUACAAAAUUGUAUGUUUUCUUUUCUCCUUCUUUUUUCAUCUUUAUCGACGAAUUAAAAAUAUCUCGUUCGUUAAUCGUAAGAUGCAUUUCCUGAGCAAUUUUCGAUAUAUACAGGUAGAUUCGUGAACUUGUCAAAGAUUGCGGGAAGACGUGGGACAGGCGGUAUUCAUUCACGAACGAAGAAAAUGUGUGAAAUCAAAAUACAUCGACAGA